Molecule: messenger RNA, 2269 nt
Organism: Menidia menidia (Atlantic silverside)
Lineage: Eukaryota; Metazoa; Chordata; Actinopteri; Atheriniformes; Atherinopsidae
Source: the annotation of a GenBank genome assembly
GGUCGGGGAGGAGGGACGAUUGUAGAAAAAUCUGACACGCCAGCUCCGCCAGCGACGUAUCGGAGAGGGAGGCAACCGAAACUAAUCAGAAGGGCCGUCCAGCACCUGAACCAUCAAUCGGGUUUACGAGUGAAAGAAAUCAAUCACGACGCAGCCGUUAACCUUCGGAAGACACGCGGAAGUGCACUCCACCGCCAUCCUUUUUUUUAUUUGUAUAUAUUAAUAUCUUUUUUAUUUUUGACUUAUUAGCGGUGGCAACAUGGCUGAAUGUAACGUUAGCAUCGACCAGAAUAAACUACCUGGAGUGAAAGAGGUGUGCCGAGACUUCGCCGUGCUGGAAGACCACUCCCUGGCCUACAACCUCCAAGAACAAGAAAUCGAGAGCCACUUGGCUUCCAACGUCCACAAGAGCCGCCUGGUGCAGAAGGACCUGAUGGUGGCCAAGAAGCUGCAAGAGGAGGAGGAUGAGAGGGCAAAGAUCCAGAGCCAGAAGCAACAUGUUGAAAUCGAGCGGCAAGAUAAUGAGAUCGCACAAGGGAUUCAAGAAGAACUGGUCCGACAGGCAGAGUGGCAGCGACAACAAGAGGAGAAGGAUGCGGCCAUUGCUCGCAAGUUGCAGGAGAAGGAGAUGAAAGAGGAGAGGAAGAGGCAGAAGCAGCUGGAGACGACCGUAGACGAGGUGUACUUUGAGGAUCACGCAGCUGCAAGACCCCUCGAUGUGGACAAACGCACCCGCCACAAAUCAGGUUCCCCUGGCCGCUAUGAUGCGUACUCUCCAGUCAGAUCCCACCGAGAAUACUCUCCAGAUCAUUAUUCAACAGAGCCCAAAAGGAGCAGGUAUCCAAAACUAGACUCUGUAGCACCCCAUAGCCACUCAAGGUAUCCUGAGCACGCCCUAGUGGCAGAAGGGGGGCGUAGCAGGCAAGCAGAUCCAUAUCCAGAGCACCUGCUGCCCCCCAGAGGCAAACACGGGGACAGGUACCCGGAGUAUGAACCUGCACACACGGGCAGAGUCAGGGACCAUGGGGGGAGGGACCAAGAUAGAGUAGUGAGGAGGAAGGAGAGGCCAGCCAGACCACCUCCACCACAGGGUUCAAUAGAAAAAGACAAGGUCUGGGAUAGGGAAAGGCACAGACAUGACAGAGAACGGGGCAGAGGCCAGGACUGGGAGAGACAUGUGGGGAAAGACCACAGGACAGGCAGGGAGGUGGACAGAGACACGGAAAGAUCCAGAGAUCGAGGACGCCAUGUGGACCGAUAUGAAGAGAGAGAACGACAAAGACUCAAAGACAAACAACGAGCGAGAACCAGGAGUAGAGAGAGGGGCAUCGAGGACCACUUUCCGGAACCAGGACACAGCAGAGACUGGCUUAGGGAGAGCAGGACCACGUGGGAGGAGGAGGAAGAUUAUGGCGAGCGCAGAACCAGAAGCCGGCCGCGGGCGCAGUCAAACCCCAACGAGGUCUUUGACGAGUUCAGGGACACGGAAGUACGAGGGGACACCAGGGAACUGUGGAAUCCCAGACAAUGGGAGGAUCCUGGAGCGGAGCGCAGUCAUAGUCAUCCGGGCAGAGAGACAGGUCGUAUUGUGAGCAAAGCGAGCGGGUCAGUUGUAACAGAAGACGAGUAUGGACUGAACGAAGCCACCAAAGGGCUGGUCAAGCUGGAUCUGCGUGAGCAGGAGCUGAAGGACAUGGAGGUGGCCAGAAAACUGCAAGAGGAGGAGAUCAAGGCAAGCAAGAUGCACGGGCGCGCCGCCGCCCAGGUGGCUCAAGAUGAGGAAAUCGCUCGACUCAUGAUGGAACAAGAGAAGAAGGAGUACAGGAAGAAUCGAGAACGGGAGAAGGAGAAAGAAAGGGAGAGGAUGGCAAUGGAAAAGAUGGCAAUGGAGAGGAGGCGGCUAGAGGGAGAACACCGGCCAAAUCCAGAGGAAGUUGUGCGGCCCCGAACGCGAGAGGAGCUGGACUACCAGAGGCAGAAAUACCCCAACAAGCCUUCCAGGCCUCCUCAGCCUCGCGUCCACGACUAUGAGAAUGUGAACUCCGGUUAUGGCUACUCAGACCACCCCGUUGCCUCUCGCCCUCCGACACGACCCGAGGCCGCGUACAGAGGUGCCUAUCACAAGCGGUGACUUUGGAAAAUGCCCAGACAUGCCAUCUGCCCAUCAUCUUGACUUUCCUUCUCCUAUUUUUUUACUCAUUUUCUUUUAAUUAUUUAUUUAUCUCUUUGUUUUCAAUCAAACUCCAAAGCCUUUGGGACAGUCUGAGUA